Molecule: messenger RNA, 1171 nt
Organism: Polistes dominula (European paper wasp)
Lineage: Eukaryota; Metazoa; Arthropoda; Insecta; Hymenoptera; Vespidae
Product: esterase CG5412
Biological process (GO): response to retinoic acid
Cellular component (GO): nucleus; cytoplasm
Molecular function (GO): hydrolase activity
Source: RefSeq, a predicted model, not a curated record
AACAAUAUUACAAACGAUAAUAUACAUACAAUUUCGAUCAAUGCCAAUUUAAAGAAAAAACACUUGGUUAUUUUCUGCUACUGAAUUGGUAUCGACUGCAAGCAUCACGUGAAAGCAACAUUUUUUACAGUGUUCGAUUGUGCGAAGCAUUGCUUAAGCAUUUGCCACAAGAAAUUUGAAAAAUAUUUAUUAAAACAUUGAUAUUUUUAAUUCUAAUUUUAAUAAGAUUUUAAUAAUGCCGGUUGCUCCAGAUAAACUACGGAUUUUAGCCAUUCAUGGAUAUCAUCAGUCUGAUGUUAUUUUUAAAAAAAAAUUGGGCUUUUUGCGUAAAAGUUUUAACAGAGAACUGGAAUUAACAUUUAUAAGAGCACCUCAUAAAAUUCCAACUGAAAAUGAAACUGAUAAAGAUUCAAAAGAAAGUGGUUAUGGUUGGUGGUUCAAUACCGAGGAUCAUGUAUUCAAAGCAACCGUACCAAGUGAUCAUUGUAUAGGCUUUGAGGAGAGUUUAGAAUUAGUUAAAAAAACACACCAAGAACAAGGCCCAUUUGAUGGGAUUCUUGGUUUUUCACAGGGUGCAGCCUUUGCUACUAUUUUAUGCAUUAUGCAGAAAAAAAACAUGUAUCCAUUUAGGUUUAAUUUUGCCAUUAUCAUAUCAGGGUUUAAAUCAUUAUGUAAGUUACAUGCUGAAUACUAUACCGAAACAAUAGAUAUACCAUCGUUGCAUAUUUAUGGUCGAACUGACAAAGUUAUUCCAACUGAUAUGACUGAAAAAGUAUGUGGUUUAUUUAAAUAUUGUAACAGAGUUAUACACGAUGGUGGACAUUACAUGCCUAGUCAAAAACAUGUUUAUGAAACUUUCAUUAUAACCAUGAUGAAAAAAAAAAAUGAACUAAUAAAUUCCUUCUAAAAAAUCAAAUUAAUCGAUUACAAUGCGUCAACAUCGAUCGAUCCAUACUUAUAAACAAAACUUACUUUUAUGGUACAUAAAGUAUGCAUUUUAUAUCAUUAAUUUUAUAAGAAAUAAAAAAUAAAAAGAAGAAAAGUUCGAUAUAGUAAUAUUAGCACAUACACACACAUAAAUAUAUUUAAAAUUUACAUAAAACAUUAAUUAUCUGUACAAAGUGAAAAUAAACACAAUUUCAUAAUAUCAUUAGGAAAAUUUAGCAAGUUA